CUCGAAAUCGACGUCCAGGUCGGCAUGCUCUCCCGCCUUCGUCUCAUCUCUCACCAGCUCAUAAAGUCACGCACGAUGUCCACGACUGUUCACAACACCAACAAGGCCUGCUGCUCCAUUCCGCCCGUCGCGUCGGACUACCAGCCCAAGGGCACCAUCAAGCCGUACGCGCAGUUCAAGAAUGUCUACGUGACGGGCCCGGAGGACUCGCAGAACGCGAUCGUCUGCGUGUUCGAUAUCUUUGGGUUCUUCCCCCAGACGCAGCAGGGCGCCGAUCUGCUGUCGUCCACGCUGAAGACUGUGGUCUACAUGCCCGACUUCUUCGAGCCUGACGCGCCCUACCCAAUUUCCGAGUUCCCGCCCAAGGACGAGGCAGGGCAGAAGAAGCUGCAAGCAUUCUUUGGCUCAACAGCUGCGCCGCCGAAGGCGACGGCUAACCUGAUUGAGUUUGCGAAGACGCUCAAGCAGGAGGGCAAACAGAAGGUGUUCGCGUAUGGGUUCUGCUGGGGUGGCAAGGUUGUCAUCUCAGCUGGUGGUGAGGGAACACCGCUGGACGCGGUAUCCAUCGUACAUCCUGCCAUGUUGAGCGCGGAUGACGCGAGCAAGCUCACCGUCCCAUUGGGAAUCUAUCCGUCCAAGGACGAACCGAAGGAGGAGUACGAGAAGAUCCUCGAAGUCCUCUCCAAGAAGCCCUUCGCCUCGAAGGUCGAUGGCAAGUACUACCCCAACAUGUUCCACGGCUGGGCAGCCGCCCGGGGUGACCUUAAGAACGAGGAGAACAAGAAGGAGUACGAGGACGUGUACAACCGUCUCGCGCAGUUCUUCUGCAGUGUGUAGAGUUGUGGUUGUUGAUGUCGUGAAAGCAGAAAAACAAAAUGCAAUGUAUUACCAUCUGUAUACCACGAAACCAAGAGUGAAGAUGACGGACGAUAUCAACAAGCGGGUACGUAUACCCCGAUGGGUGCCGGAUGCCACUUGGCAGGGUUCGCGCGUUGCCAGCCGGGUGGCAGCGAAG
Molecule: messenger RNA, 1015 nt
Organism: Schizophyllum commune H4-8
Lineage: Eukaryota; Fungi; Basidiomycota; Agaricomycetes; Agaricales; Schizophyllaceae
Exons: 5
Coding region: 76-837 (253 amino acids)
Molecular function (GO): hydrolase activity
Source: RefSeq, a predicted model, not a curated record